CUUUUGGCCACUUUUGCAUACCAUUGAUUUUUGGGGGUUAGCCGACGAGAGACGCAGAGGUAUUCACACAUGUGGUGGCCUAAGAUCUCAUUGGUCUCUUGUUAGGCCAUUCUGAAAGGCCGGUAUUUUGGGGUAUAUUUUAGGAUUUAUCUGCUAUUCAGGUAGUACAAUUUUGAAUUUGGAACGGAAUUAAUCAACCAGAGAAGACUUGCAAUGAGUUUUUCCGGAUUUUUUCUUCACUACUCCAAAGACACUGGUUUCAAGUUCAAAUCUUGCACUUUUAUGGUCAAAGGGAUUAGCUGGAGAGUCUUUUGGUGGAAUUCCAAGCGAUACCGGCCAGCACAUCACGCAACGGAUCCGAAAAAAGUUGGCAGCAAUCACACCCAUCAGAAGCUGAACAUCUCCUGUUGAGAGCAACACCUAAUCGUUAGGAACCUACGACAAAAGGAUCGGAGUCUUGUUCAGAGCACUCUUGCCGAAAACUGGCCGGCGCCUGAUUUCACGAGAUGCGAUGUUGCCGUUGCUGUUCGGAAAAGUAUCAUGGUUGGCAGAACUUCCAGCACGUACCUCAACACAAUACGGAUACCAUCAGGCAGCUAGCGUGGAUCUUCAGUUAUUAUUUUUUCUGAGCGAUCACACUUGGCUAUACCAAUGCCAUGGUCUUUGUAGUCUUGGAUCUCUUGGAUCGUGGAAAGCCGACAGUUUGCUCCGUGGCGACGCUGAAUCUGAUAGAAUCCACAGACGACUUGAGGAAUGUGAGGAAUCUACAAGAGAGCUCACACACCAAUGAGACGAUUGGAUUUCCAAAACAUGCUUGUCCCCAUUUUUUCCACCAGUUUUCUAAAUCCCUCUUGAAUCAUAAAAGAAUAUAAAAAAUUUGCAAACCCAACUAA
This is a messenger RNA of Caenorhabditis elegans, 893 nucleotides long. RefSeq lists its product as uncharacterized. The transcript has 3 exons. NCBI's taxonomy places the organism in Eukaryota, Metazoa, Nematoda, Chromadorea, Rhabditida, Rhabditidae. The coding region runs from base 512 to 790 and encodes 92 amino acids. The record is from RefSeq and is marked reviewed.